AUGGACUCGGCCGAGGUGGAGUUCCUGGCCGAGAAGGAGAUGGUCACCAUCAUCCCCAAUUUCAGCCUGGAUAAGAUCUACCUCAUAGGGGGAGAUCUGGGACCUUUUAAUCCUGGCUUACCUGUGGAAGUACCUCUCUGGCUGGCAAUGAACCUAAAACAGAGACAGAAGUGCCGGCUGAUUCCUCCUGAAUGGAUGGAUGUUGAAAAAUUGGAGGAGAUACGAGAUCGAGAGAGAAAGGAGGAAACGUUCACCCCAAUGCCUAGUCCUUACUACAUGGAACUGACCAAAUUGUUGUUAAAUCAUGCUUCGGAUAACAUCCCCAAGGCAGAUGAGAUCCGGACCCUGAUUAAAGAUGUGUGGGAUACUCGAAUAGCUAAACUCCGGGUAUCAGCAGACAGUUUUGUCAAACAGCAAGAAGCACAUGCCAAGCUGGAUAAUCUAACCUUGAUGGAGAUCAACACGACUGGAGCAUUCCUCACAGAAGCCCUAAAUCAUAUGUACAAACUCCGUACAAACCUCCAUCCUGCAGAGAGUGCUCAGUCUCAGGACUUUUAAAGGAAAAUGUAGGGAUCCCUCUGAAGUUCUGUAAGCCUGAGGAUAGACAGUGAAAAGGAAGCUAGUUUGGUACCUUGCCCACUUUUCAGGAAUGAACUUCCUGUAGUUGGGAAGUCCUCACAAUGUCAGAAGCCAAUGUAGAUGCCAAAGGGCAG
Trichosurus vulpecula (common brushtail) is the source of this 713-nucleotide messenger RNA. RefSeq names its product GINS complex subunit 2 (gene GINS2). The transcript has 5 exons. Gene Ontology annotation, biological process: DNA replication; double-strand break repair via break-induced replication. Gene Ontology annotation, cellular component: GINS complex; nucleus. The coding region runs from base 1 to 558 and encodes 185 amino acids. NCBI's taxonomy places the organism in Eukaryota, Metazoa, Chordata, Mammalia, Diprotodontia, Phalangeridae. The record is from RefSeq and is a predicted model, not a curated record.